AUGGGUCCAAAAUUUUCGGGUUUCACACACAAGCCAGGUUGGAUUCUGGUAACGUGCCUGAAUAAGGCAAGCCAGGCCUGGAUUGUGGGUGAAAUCGGAAAACUAAAGCCCUGGCCGGAGGCAGAGCUCUCGGUAAUACCCGAGGGCGAACUGCCUAAACCUCAGCUGGGCAUUACCUACUUGCCCCGCAGCGAAGCCAACUCUCCAGAAGAGGCGGCUGUGCUGUUAAAGGCGCAAAAUGAAGGGCUCCAUACUGAGCUCUGGAGAAUCCUCCACCGUAGGGACGAGGAGAAUAGGUUCUUAGUAACCUUUUCUCUGGACGACCCAUCGGCGGAGGCUGUUCGGAAGGCAGGUGGCAGAGUCGUCCUUGGCUUUAAGAUGAUAACUUUUAAAGUCAGGGGAGGCUCUGACGCGGCAAUGGAGCCCGAACCGCCCCAAACCCAAUUCCCCCCAACCCUCCACCUCUCAGAGUGA
Molecule: messenger RNA, 474 nt
Organism: Parnassius apollo (apollo)
Lineage: Eukaryota; Metazoa; Arthropoda; Insecta; Lepidoptera; Papilionidae
Source: the annotation of a GenBank genome assembly